AUCUUUCAAAAGAUUUUUCUCAACUUCUUGCCGAAUCUGACGAUUAUGACGUUGUUAUUCGUGCUGGAGAAGAACCAGAUGUUAAAGAAUUUAAUGCGCAUUCAAAUGUUUUACAUGCUAGGUCACCUUAUUUUAAAGUUGCUUUAUCUAAUAAAUGGGCAAAUAGAAAUAAUGGAAUUCUUGACCUAACCGAUCAAUCAAGCACUAACAUUCUCGCUCUUCUCGUUGCAUGUGACGAAUUAAUGCUUGAUAAAUUGGUUGAUCAUGUCCAAAAGCAUCUAAUUAAUCAAGAAGCUUCCUGGUUACAAAAGAAUUUUGUUUACGCUUUACAUACGGUCUUGAAGCUCCAAAAUUGCAAGGAAAUCCAAGAUUAUAUCAUGAAAAUAAUCUGUAAAGAUCCUAAACCGUUUUUUGAAUUAAAAGAAUUUCCGACUUUGGAUAAAGAUAUCCUUUUAAGUCUUAUUAAGAGAGACGAUAUGGAUAUUGAAGAAAUUGAUAUUUGGAAAUAUUUGGUGAAAUGGGGAACAACGCAAUCUGCUACUUCUAAAGGGAAAUCUUAUAAAAUGGAUGUCACUAAGUGGAGAGAUAAUGAUUUUGCAUCAUUAAAGAAAUCUCUGGAUCCAUUUAUACCGUAUAUCCGAUUUCAUGAGAUAUCCUGUGAAAAAUUUUAUUAUCACGUUAGGCCCUAUAAAAAAGCGAUACCGGAAAAUAUUUAUGAAGAUUUAGUGGCUUAUUUAAUGGCUAAUAUAAUUCCUAAAGUUUCGAAGCUGCCUUCACGUUGUGGAUUUAUUAGUAUCGAUUCUGUUAUAAUUGAAAGAAACAAAGCUGCUGUCAUUAUCAAUUGGAUCGAAAAAAGAACCACUUUUGCUAGAAAACCUUUUUACCAAUUUACGCUUACUUAUCGAGCAACACGCGAUGGGUUUGAUUACAAUAAAUUUAUCGCAAGAAAUUGUAAUACUGCAAUUCUUGAGUUAAUUAAGAUUAAGGAUUCAAGGAAAAUAAUUGGUGGAUACAAUCCUCUAGGCUUAAGAAAAAAUAAUAGCAUUAAUAAUUAUAACGGUUAUUAUGGCGGACAUAAUCCUUAUCAAAGGCACUGGGAAACAACUCAUGAUAGUUUUAUCUUUUGUUUUGGAGAUGGAAAAGAUUCCGAUACACCUAUACUUAGUCGAGUUAAAACUCCCUCGAACGCAAUUUAUAGUUAUAGCGGAUCUUGGAUAAACUUUGGAAAUGCCGAUCUGGUAUUAAAUGGUCAGAAUGGGUCUUGCUCACAAUGUUACUAUGAGAAUAAGAUUUUAGACUCUAAUAACUUUGUUGUUGAAGAAUUAGAAACUUUUAUU
Messenger RNA from Dentiscutata heterogama, 1337 nucleotides. The record is from the annotation of a GenBank genome assembly. Lineage: Eukaryota; Fungi; Glomeromycota; Glomeromycetes; Diversisporales; Gigasporaceae.